AUGAGCACGGAUCUGGAUCGCAUGUCGUUGAGUUCCUCCGCGAACUCGGUGGCAUCCAGCUCCCGCUCGCUGUCUGUCAAUGUCAAGAAACUACACAAUGCGCUCAACCUGCUGCUGAGCGACUUUGAAAGGGAGCAGUUCAUCCACUGUCUGAAUGUGUACCACUCCAAGCGCAACGUCUACGACCUGGUCCAGACACUCAGGGUCAUCCUCAACGCACCCAGCAAACGUCAGCUGCUGCCCAUGUUGCGGCUUGUAAUUCCGCGCUCAGACCAACUUUUGUUUGACCAAUACACAUCGGAAGGUCUAUAUUUAAAAUCGGAUUUCUUAGCGAGCAAUGACAGCCCUGACUCAGCUCCGGACUGUGGUAACGCAAGUACCACGCUCGCCACGGUUUAUCCAUCUCAGGCACAACGUUCUGCAGACACUAGCAGCGCCAGCAGUGACAGCGGUACUACCCUGGUGCCACUGCCGCCGGGAAGCCGCUUUUUGUAUGAACCUCUUGGAGAGCUCCGACAGGUGGUCCUCAAGCGGCACAAGGGCAACGACGGUUUGGGUUUCAGCAUCCGCGGGGGCUCCGAGCACGGCGUCGGCAUCUACGUAUCGCUAUUGGAACCUGGUUCUCUUGCCGAAAAAGAGGGACUACGAGUGGGCGAUCAGAUCAUGAAGGUCAACGACAAAGUCUUCGAGAGUAUCACACACGCGGAGGCUGUUAAGGUUCUGAAGGGCAAUAAGAAGCUGUCCAUGUCAGUGCGGUCCGUGGGCCGCAUUCCCGGUGGUUACGUGACCAAUCACGUGUACACGUGGGUGGACCCGCAGGGUCGGAGCAUAUCCCCGCCCCCAGACCUGACGGAGCACCACAGCGCCUCUGUCCCACUGCGGCGCAGGGACAGCCAGAGACGCAGUAACAUGCAACUGCUGCAGGAUGGCGAUGAGAAAAAGGUUAAUCUGGUUCUGGAUGAUGGCCGUUCCUUGGGCCUGAUGAUCCGUGGUGGGUCUGAGUAUGCGCUCGGCAUCUACAUCACUGGAGUGGACUGGGGUUCGGCUGCAGAGUUUGGGGGACUGAAGGUGGGUGACCAGAUUUUGGAGGUGAACGGUCACAGCUUCCUGAGCAUCCCACAUGACGAGGCCGUGCGCAUCCUCAAGUCGUCUCAUCACCUGAUGAUGACGGUCAAGGACGUGGGCCGUCUGCCUCACGCUCGCACCGUCGUCGGGGAGACCAAGUGGAUCAGCAGCUCCCAAAUCACAGAAAGUUCAACCACUGGCAGUGUGGCAGGACUUCAUCUCGACCAAGGAACAUUGGAAACAUCAGGAAAACCGGGCUUCUACAAGGGUGUAGCGGGAUCCCAGGUGACCCUCUCCAGCCUGGUGAACCAGAGUCGAGCCAUGCUGGAGGAGCAGGCGCGGCACCUCCUGACGGAGCCCGAGAGGCAGACCAUGGGCUACUACCUGGAGGAGUACAAGGAGGGCCACGUCGGAGUGGAGCAGCUGGUCAUGGCCCUGUUUGAGCUGCUCAACACCCACGCCAAGUUCUCGCUGCUGUCUGAAGUGCGAGGCCUGGUGACCCCUCAGGAUUUGGAGUGUUUCGACGGCAUGGUCCUCCGACGCGAGAUUGAUGCUCUGAAGGCCCGGCAGGGUGGUGCAGAGGCAGCCGCCCUCCAGCCAGACUCCUACUCCGUGUUGUCCUACCCAGACACACUGGCCUCCUCAUCAGCCAGCUUCAUGACCAACACCACACUCAGCUCAGCACGGAGCGACAGUGCGGUGGAGAGUACUGGUGAGGAGUUGGACCCCCCGGAGAGCAUCAACGCAUUGCUGCCUGACAUAUCUCUGGACGAGGUGCAAUCUGGGACAGACUCGCCCCCUCCUUUCAAACCUCCACCUCCGCCAGGCGUCCAGAGGAAACAGAGCCGACGGGAGCCAGCCACCAAAAAGCCUUCCUCCGAGUCCUCCCACUCUGGCUUGUAUUUCACCGCGCCCUCCACUACCUCCUCCACCCAGUCCUCCCAACACUCAGUCACAAAAGAGCCCAAGCGGUCGCCCACGGCCAAGGCGUCCUCCUCCUCCACACCUCGCCAACCCAAUCAGGGUGGUGCCCCUGCGACACGGCUGUCCAUGGUCAACCAGCACAACAUCGGCCCGUUCCCACGUGUUCAAUCCCCCACGCGCAACAAGGCGGGAACUGCCCCACACCACCACCACCACCAGCAACAAGACCCUCAGCAUACACCUCCUCCUCCUCCCCCUCAUCCUCCAUCGCUGCCGGCCUCUAUGCUGUUGCCCUCCCCUGGUGCCUCUCCUUCUUCCAUAACGCCACCGUCGCCCCUGUCUCGACACACGCCCCCAACAACACCGCCCUCUGCCUCGCCUGACAAAGCCUCACCCUCCUCCUCCUCCUCCCCGGCAGGCAGUCAGCAAUUUGUGACGGUGGAGGUACACCGACCUAAUGCAGAACCCGACGUCAACGAGGUCCGACCACUCCCACAGGCACGAGGUGCUGGUCUCUCCCAACUAUCAGACAGUGGUCAAACUUUGAGUGAGGACAGUGGGGUGGACAUUGUUGAGUCAGGACACCUCAGCAAAGAGAGUAGUCCCCGUCCUGCCCGGCCGCGAGCCCCCAGGGAGGACCCUGGAGGGCCUGGGGAGCCCUUCCCAAAAACGCCGGGUCUCCUGGAGCCUACGUCCACUCUGGUGAGGGUCCUCAAGUCAGCCGGCACCCUGGGCAUCGCCAUAGAGGGAGGUGCCAACACACGCCAGCCUCUACCACGCAUCGUCACCAUUCAGAGGGGAGGGUCGGCCCACAACUGCGGUCAGCUGAAGGUGGGGCAGGUCAUCCUGGAGGUGAACGGCGUGCCGCUACGAGGCCGGGAGCAUCGAGAGGCCGCACAGAUCAUCGCCGACGCCUUCAAAACCAAAGACAGAGACCACAUAGACUUCCUAGUCACAGAGUUCAACGUGACACUUUAGGAGGUAACGAAGCUUGUGGUGCAGCCCUCA
Molecule: messenger RNA, 2997 nt
Organism: Engraulis encrasicolus (European anchovy)
Lineage: Eukaryota; Metazoa; Chordata; Actinopteri; Clupeiformes; Engraulidae
Gene: whrna
Product: whirlin a
Exons: 12
Coding region: 1-2967 (988 amino acids)
Biological process (GO): sensory perception of sound; auditory receptor cell stereocilium organization
Cellular component (GO): stereocilium tip; photoreceptor inner segment; stereocilia ankle link complex
Molecular function (GO): protein binding
Source: RefSeq, a predicted model, not a curated record